Molecule: messenger RNA, 914 nt
Organism: Cynara cardunculus var. scolymus (artichoke)
Lineage: Eukaryota; Viridiplantae; Streptophyta; Magnoliopsida; Asterales; Asteraceae
Product: heavy metal-associated isoprenylated plant protein 41-like
Exons: 3
Coding region: 17-697 (226 amino acids)
Biological process (GO): rRNA base methylation
Cellular component (GO): cytoplasm
Molecular function (GO): rRNA (uridine-N3-)-methyltransferase activity
Source: RefSeq, a predicted model, not a curated record
UGAACACUAUUUUUUCAUGAAUAGAAGCACACAAUUUAACCAGAAAGAGAUUUGGGCGAAGCAUUACUCGUCCAAUCAUCGGAUUCUGCUGGUUGGAGAAGGCGAUUUCUCGUUUGCUCUCAGUUUGGCUGAUUCCUUUCAAUCAGGUUUCAAAAUCGUAGCUUCUUCUAUCGAUUCUUAUGAUGAUGUGAUUCAGAAAUACAAGAGUGCGGAAACAAACUUGAAUCGAUUGGGUAAUUUGGGAGCUCGGCUCUUAUUCGGGGUUGAUGCAUGCACGAUGGAGUUUCAUAGGGAUCUUUAUCUGCGAAAGUUUGAUCGCAUUGUGUUCAAUUUCCCGCAUGCUGGUUUUUUAGGAAAAGAAAGCGAUGACGGAGUUAUCUUGAGCCAUAGAUAUCUGGUUUUCAGUUUCUUCAAGAAUGCAAGUCAAAUGUUGCGACCAAACGGCGAAGUCCACGUAUCCCACAAGACUAAAUUCCCGUUCGACUGUUGGAAUAUCGUAGAACUCGCCUCCCAAAGUCGUUUGACAUUGCUCGAAUGUGUCGAAUUCAAGCUCGAAGAUUAUCCGGGAUACAUCAACAAAAGAGGAGACGGUUUGAGAUCCGACGAGCCCUUUCCAUUAGGAGAAUGUUGUACUUUCAAAUUCAUAUCGUCGUCAACCGCCACCAUGUUAAACUUUUGGAAGAGCUUCGGAGUUUGAGUAAACGGAGGAUCGAGUUCUUGCAAAAAUGGUUAUGGGAACUCGAUCUCCGGGGUGGUUUGUAGAAAAAAGGGUUUGCUGCUUCUUGUGUUGGCAUCUUGGGGCGUUGGCUUGUCUUGUAAAACCGUGAGUUCAGGUAUGUAUAAAACGAAUAAUAUCUGGUACGGUGGAUCUGUGAUGUUACAACUAUGUAAAAAGUAACUUAUGGCUUUUGUGG